Rhizophagus irregularis DAOM 181602=DAOM 197198 is the source of this 1383-nucleotide messenger RNA. The record is from RefSeq and is a predicted model, not a curated record. Lineage: Eukaryota; Fungi; Glomeromycota; Glomeromycetes; Glomerales; Glomeraceae.
ACAUACGAUGCCUUUCGGUCAGGUUGUUAUUGGACCUCCUGGAUCAGGUAAAACUACGUAUUGCAAUGGCAUGCAUCAAUUUUUAAACGCUACUGGGAGAAAAGUUUCAGUUGUUAACUUAGAUCCAGCCAAUGACUUUUUACCAUAUCCAUGUGCAAUAAAUAUAUCAGAUUUAAUAACAUUACAAGAUGUAAUGGAAGAAUUGAAAUUAGGGCCGAAUGGUGGUAUGAUGUAUUGUAUGGAAUUUCUUGAAAAGAAUUUUGAUUGGUUCGAAGAAAAGUUGAAAUCUUUAGGAGUUGAACUUUUUACUCAUCAUAAUUCUGUCAAGAAUAUCAUAGAGCGAUUACAAAAAUUAAAUUAUCGGCUUGUGACAAUUCAUUUAGUUGAUGCUCAUUAUUGUACAGAUCCAACAAAAUAUAUUUCAAUUUUAUUAAUUUCACUCAAAACAAUGUUACAAAUUGAAUUACCGCAUAUUAAUGUUUUAUCAAAAGUAGAUUUAAUGGAAUCAUAUGGUAAACUAGCUUUCAAUUUGGAUUUCUAUACUGAGGUGCAAGAUUUAUCAUAUUUAUUACAACAUUUGGAUGAAGAUCCUUUUGCUAGUAAAUUUAAAGAAUUAAAUAAAGCGUUGUGUGGAUUAAUUGAGGAUUUUAAUUUGGUAGGAUUUAAUACUCUUUGUAUUGAGGAUAAGAAUUCUGUAUUGAAACUUGUUCAAGUUAUAGAUAAAGCAAAUGGAUAUGUAUUUGGUGGAUUAACUGAAGGCAAUGAGAGUAUUAUGUUGGCAGCAAUGGGAGCAAAUACAACAACUCUUAGUGAUAUAUUAGAAGUACAAGAGAGAUGGUUAAAUAGUAGAGAAGAUUAUGAUGAAUGGGAACUUAAGCAGCAGCAAAUGGAACAAGCUCAAAAAAAUGUAAAAGCAAAAUAAUGAUAUUUUUAUUUAUUUUAAAAUAAUGAAUUCCUCUAACUAUGAUAAUAACUAGUAUAACAUAUAAGAAGUAAACCUAAUAUCGUACAAUGUGGUCCGCAAACAUUAGAAUAGAACACCAUAUAAACUACGAACAAUUUAUAAAUAAAGCUGAUAUAUAAGUGAUAAUUGUCAUAAUUGUCAUAAUCUCAAAUAUAUUCAAAUGUGCAAUCUGAAAUAGACUUAUUAGGACACUGCUUGAAAUUGAAUAGAAAGUUAAGACAAGCCGAAAAGAGAUUUUUUGGCAUGUGCCCAGUACAAAAUUGACUUUGCAAUUGCUUACUCAGAAAUAAGCUUUUAUAUUGAGAAAUAUGAAAAAUAUACUUUUAUAUUUUUAUGCCAAGAAUUUUAGUAGCAAUGUAUUAUUAAUAUUCAAAUAAUAAAGAAACUAUAAUAAAUUAAAAUAUCAUAUAUUGUAAUAA